Molecule: messenger RNA, 1845 nt
Organism: Babesia microti strain RI
Lineage: Eukaryota; Apicomplexa; Aconoidasida; Piroplasmida; Babesiidae
Product: apical merozoite antigen 1
Exons: 2
Coding region: 1-1845 (614 amino acids)
Cellular component (GO): membrane
Source: RefSeq, a predicted model, not a curated record
AUGACUAAUGCAGCUAAACGAAGCUUAAGCCUCAAUGGCUCGAUUUUUAAAUAUGUUUUAAUAUUUUUUUUAUUUAUUUUAGUGCUGGACUUCCAACUGGCGACGGUCAGUGCAGCUCUAGCCAACGCAAGACCCGCGCACCGUAAAAUUGUUCAUAAGCAUAAAAACAGUGGAGCAAAACCGCGUCACCAAGCAAAAAAGCAUGUGAAUAUCACGGAGGAGGAUGAUGAGGAUGGUGAAGUAUACGAGGAGGAUGAGGAGGAUGACUAUGAAGAUACGGAUUAUGAAGAGUUGGAAUUCAAGCCAAUAGGGGAUGAGAGGGAUAACCCGUGGGAGUCUUACAUGGAAAAAUUUAACAUUCCCAAGGUUCACGGAUCUGGAGUUUAUGUGGAUCUGGGCAAAAACGGCACUUUUAAUGGUAAAAAAUAUAGAAUGGUCGCGGGAAAAUGCCCAGUUUUUGGGAAAAUUAUAGAAUUUUCUAGCGGUGUAGAUUACCUCUCUCCUGCAAACGACACCGCCAACCCCGCCUUUGGGUUUCCAUACACAGUUCCUGCAGGUAAAACUAUUCGUACAAAUGAAAUACCCAAAACUUCUAGAGGGAGAAUUAGUAUCUCAAAAUCUGCCGUGCAAACAGAUUUGAUAUCUCCUGUCACUGCCAAAACACUGAAAGCAUACGAAUAUGACGGGGAUGAUAUAUUCAACUGCGCCUCCUAUGCAAGCGAAUUGAUGAUGAGUAGUGACAGAAAGUCUGAUUACAAAUAUCCAUUUGCCUUUGAUUUGAAAACUAAAACUUGCCACAUCUUAUACUCUCCGUUGCAACUAAUCCAGGGACCUAAGUAUUGUGAUAAUGAUGGAAAAGUGGAUAGUGGUUCCAGCAGUAUGCCUUGUAUUAAGCCCGUGAAGGACAUGAGUCAAGAAAUGGUUUAUGGAUCUUCCUUCAUUUACAGGGACUGGAAAAAUAAAUGUCCCAAUGCGGCGGUGGCAGAUGCAAUUUUUGGUACCUGGAACGGCACGGCUUGCGUUCCAAUUCAGAAUAGGAGAUUAUUCAAAGCUUCUACUCCUGAAAUUUGCGGUCAAAUAGUGUUCAAAUAUAGUGCAUCGGAUGCACCGGAAAAUUAUGAAACUAAACGCAGUGAAGGUUCUAAAUUUGCAAAUGCAAUCUCAUCUGGUGACCUUGGUGCAGUUGCUAAGAUUAUAAUGCCUGUCACAAACUCUCGCGCCCACCACUCCAAGGGAUGGGGCUUCAAUUGGGCCAAUUAUGAUAGGAAUAAGCGUGAAUGUGGCUUAAUCGAUGAGGUUCCAAAUUGUCUAGUUUUCAAGAUGGGAAACAUUGCAUUCAACUCCUUGGGUUCUCCACUAGAGGAUGAUAUGGAAAAUUUCCCUUGCGAAAUCAAGUCUUUCGGGUAUAUUACCAAGGGAAAUCCUAAUGAUAUCAAUAGCUAUCUCAUUUCAUCGACCCAUCGUGAUAUGAUUCCUAACGACGAUGGUAUUGAGACCUUGAAUGCUCGUAGUUGCAGUGGAUACUAUGGGAAAAUCGGUGCGAAGGAAAGUGAGACAUUGAACCAAACACCAUUGACUUUCUAUGGCUUUGGGAUUAUUACGAUUAUAAGCGCUGCAAUUUUUGUAGUGCUACUAGUGUUAUUAGUGGUAUUUUUGCGCAGGCUAUCCAAAAAGAGAUUUACCAAGGAUGAUGAAGCUUUGUUAAAUAAGUAUGAUGAAUUUGAAGGUAGAAACUACAUGCAUCGGGGGAAUGAUCAUAAUGUAGAUGAAAACGAUUUUUGGGAAAAGCCGCAGGUCAGGCCCAGCGAAGUGACUCCAAUCCGAAUUGAACGAAUUGAAUAUUAA